GGGAUUCUAGUCCCUCUUGGCUUUCCGUUCUCCUAGCCCGGCUGACAGAAUUACCGGGGGUCGCCAUAUUGAAUAAGCGACCCGGACUCUGAGGGUUCCGUGGGGUCUGGACACGCCAACGGAGCACUCUCAGCUGCUCCGGGGAGAAGCAAUAUGUUAAGGAUACCUGUUAGAAGGGCCUUAGCAGGCCUUUGUAAGUCUUCUACCGGAUAUGUUCGAACAACUGCCACAGCCGCAAGCAACUUGAUUGAAGUAUUUGUUGAUGGUCAGUCUGUCAUGGUGGAGCCUGGUACUACUGUCCUCCAAGCUUGUGAGAAGGUUGGCAUGCAGAUCCCUCGGUUUUGUUACCAUGAAAGGCUCUCCGUUGCUGGAAACUGCAGGAUGUGUCUCGUUGAAAUUGAGAAGGCUCCUAAGGUUGUAGCUGCUUGUGCUAUGCCGGUAAUGAAAGGUUGGAAUAUCCUGACAAACUCAGAAAAAUCUAAGAAAGCCAGAGAAGGAGUGAUGGAAUUUUUAUUAGCAAAUCACCCAUUGGACUGUCCUAUUUGUGACCAGGGAGGUGAAUGUGAUCUUCAGGACCAGUCCAUGAUGUUUGGAAGUGAUAGAAGCCGAUUUUUAGAAGGGAAACGUGCUGUGGAAGACAAGAACAUCGGCCCAUUGGUAAAGACCAUCAUGACUAGAUGCAUACAGUGUACUCGAUGCAUCAGGUUUGCAAGUGAGAUUGCAGGAGUGGAUGAUUUAGGAACAACGGGCAGAGGAAAUGAUAUGGAAGUUGGCACAUACAUUGAAAAGAUGUUCAUGUCUGAAUUAUCUGGGAACAUCAUUGAUAUCUGCCCUGUAGGUGCCCUAACCUCUAAGCCAUAUGCCUUUACUGCCCGGCCAUGGGAGACAAGAAAGACAGAGUCCAUUGAUGUACUGGAUGCAGUUGGAUGUAACAUUGUGGUUAGCACAAGAACUGGAGAGGUAAUGAGGAUCUUGCCACGGAUGCAUGAGGACAUUAAUGAAGAGUGGAUUUCUGAUAAAACCAGAUUUGCUUAUGAUGGGCUGAAACGUCAGAGACUCACCGAGCCGAUGGUCAGAAAUGAAAAGGGGCUUUUAACCUACACCUCGUGGGAGGAUGCACUGUCUCGUGUAGCUGGAAUGCUGCAGAGUUUUCAAGGCAAAGAUGUGGCAGCAAUUGCAGGUGGCUUGGUGGAUGCUGAAGCUCUGGUAGCUCUGAAAGAUUUGCUUAAUAGAGUGGACUCUGACACCUUGUGUACUGAAGAGGUCUUCCCCACCACGGGAGCUGGAACAGAUUUGCGUUCCAAUUAUCUUCUUAAUACUACAAUUGCUGGUGUGGAAGAGGCAGAUGUUGUCCUUCUGGUUGGUACAAAUCCACGUUUUGAGGCACCACUUUUUAAUGCUAGAAUCCGAAAGAGUUGGCUUCAUAAUGACUUACAAGUGGCCUUGAUAGGCAGUCCAGUGGACCUGACGUACAGAUACGACCACCUGGGCGAGUCCCCCAAAGUUCUGCAAGACAUUGCUUUGGGAAGCCAUCCGUUCAGCCAGGUUUUAAAGACCGCUAAAAAACCAAUGGUGGUUUUAGGCAGUUCUGCUCUCCAAAGAAUUGAUGGAGCAGCAAUUCUUGCUGCUGUUUCUACCAUCGCACAGAGGAUCCGGGUGACUAGUGGUGUGACUGGUGAUUGGAAAGUUAUGAAUAUCCUGCACAGGGUUGCAAGCCAGGUAGCUGCUUUGGACCUUGGCUAUAAGCCUGGAGUAGAAGCAGUUCGGAAGAACCCCCCCAAAGUUCUGUUCCUCCUAGGAGCAGAUGGUGGUUGUGUCACACGACAGGAUUUGCCAAAGGAUUGUUUCAUUAUUUAUCAAGGGCAUCAUGGUGAUGUGGGAGCUCCCAUAGCUGAUGUUAUUCUCCCAGGAGCUGCUUACACAGAGAAGUCAGGUACUUAUGUCAAUACAGAGGGCAGAGCUCAGCAAACCAAAGUCGCAGUGACACCUCCUGGCUUGGCAAGAGAAGACUGGAAAAUUAUACGAGCCCUCUCUGAGAUUGCAGGUAUUACUCUUCCAUAUGAUACUCUGGAUCAAGUGAGGAACAGAUUGGAAGAAGUUUCCCCGAAUCUUGUUCGAUAUGAUGAUGUUGAAGGAGCGAAUUACUUUCAGCAAGCAAGUGAGCUUUCCAAGUUAAUAAACCAGCAGCUUCUUGCUGACCCACUUGUUCCACCUCAGCUAACUAUAAAAGACUUCUAUAUGACAGAUUCCAUCAGUAGAGCUUCACAGACAAUGGCUAAGUGUGUCAAAGCUGUCACAGAGGGUGCCCAGGCAAUAGAGGAGCCAUCCAUAUGCUGAGACAGCUACCAACCUUAUUGUGCUGCAAAUAGCAAAUGUACAUGUACAUUUAAGAAAUUUCUUAGAGGUUUAAAGUUCAAAAAAAUCUGAAGAUAAUAAUAUUUAAGGUUAUACCAUGCUUAUUUGAAAGUGGUAUUAUAGAUGUCAAAGAGAUUGUCGAUUUCAGGUUUAUAUGUUAUGUGUGUUAACUAUACAUUUGCUCUUUCAUGUAAAAGCAUUAGUAAUCUUUGUGACAAAUACAAGGAGAAUCUUUAAAAUGUGUUUUUAUUUUCAUAGAUCAUUUAUAUUUAUAAGAUGGAUGAAAUGAAAAGACCUUCCAUUAAGUCCAUUUUUCUAGUGCUGACAAAGAUUUAAAUAUUAGGUUAUUUGGUAAAUAGAAAAAAAAUAUAUAAAUCUAUAAUCAGAUAUCUUGAAAAACUUUACUUGUCAUAAUAAUACCUAAUAAUUAUUCAGCUUUUUCUGCAUGCUUUUUCUGGUUUUACCCGCAUCUUCUUUUAUUUUUGCUGCAGCCUAAUGAGAUAGUAUUAUCUCAUUUACUGAUGAAGAAAGGAUAUUAAGGAGCUUUCCAAAAGCCACAAACAUAAGCUUAGUUCUCUUUUACUCCAAGGCCACUUCUGACUGCUGUACAUAAUUCUUUCCCACUAAUAGAUAUUUCUGCAGGUUGUUACUUCUGAGAGUCAGUAUGGAGGAAUUUAAUGGAUAAUACAUCUUUCUGUUUUCUCUUGAAUCUGUCUCUAUAAUGUCAUGGUAAUUUGGUUGAGAGUUUUCUUUGUAUGAUAGAUGAUACACAUGCACACCCUUGAAAUGAGGGAGCUCUCUCAAAUGAUAUGAUUUGUAUCCUCAUUAUUAUCUUUUUGUGUAUGUGUGUGGUGCUAGGGAUAGCAUCCAGGACCUUGUGUGUGCUCAGCAAGUGCUUGACCACUGAGCUGUGCUCCAGGGCUUGUUAAUGUUCUCUGUAAGUACUAACACCAUCUACAGUGGUGAGCCAACUAAAUUAUUCCAGUAAUGGAAGAGAAAUUGCCAGCUCUCAUAAUUUUCAUUUGUCAAAACUAGAAAGACAUAAAAAUUUUAGCUAAUGUAGGAGAUAAUCCAAAAGUAGAUUCUAUUUUUUAUUAUUUAAAUCUUUGCAGUACUGGGAAAUUAAUCCAUUCAUGUGCUAGGCAAG
Fukomys damarensis (Damara mole-rat) is the source of this 3502-nucleotide messenger RNA. It is a transcript of the gene Ndufs1, whose product is annotated as NADH:ubiquinone oxidoreductase core subunit S1. The coding region runs from base 154 to 2337 and encodes 727 amino acids. The transcript has 19 exons. Gene Ontology annotation, biological process: ATP synthesis coupled electron transport. Gene Ontology annotation, molecular function: NADH dehydrogenase (ubiquinone) activity; iron-sulfur cluster binding. NCBI's taxonomy places the organism in Eukaryota, Metazoa, Chordata, Mammalia, Rodentia, Bathyergidae. The record is from RefSeq and is a predicted model, not a curated record. Gene Ontology annotation, cellular component: membrane.